Anolis carolinensis (green anole) is the source of this 10951-nucleotide messenger RNA. It is a transcript of the gene cfap20dc, whose product is annotated as CFAP20 domain containing. NCBI's taxonomy places the organism in Eukaryota, Metazoa, Chordata, Lepidosauria, Squamata, Anolidae. The record is from RefSeq and is a predicted model, not a curated record. The transcript is spliced from 12 exons. Bases 8547 to 10466 code for a protein of 639 amino acids.
ACAGUAACCCAUUAACAAAAGAACAUUGGCAUAAAGCUGCAUAUGUCUUGUUGUGAUGUUAUGUUAUUAACAGGACCAGAUGAUCAAAGUAGGAGAAAAUCAAGAAGCAAAAUCCUUAUAUAAUAAUAAUAAACUUUUAAAAAAUAUCCUGCUCCAUCUCCUCAUGAGGACACAGUGCGGUUUAUCAGAUUGAAUCUGAACUUUGUCUGGAAAUUCUUUUCAUGAAGCAUUAGGACUGCACUGUAUAGUCUGGUCAUACCAUAUGUCCCAGUUAACUCAAGACUGACUAGCUCCUGAAACUACUGAAUUUUAUCUCUGAGGCCCCUUCCAAAAUGUAAUUAACAAAUAUUAAUUAACAAAUACUCAGUUUAAUUAAAAGGACAAUAACACAGUUUACAAAUUUAUUAGAUGGCCACCACUUUUUUCCCUUUACUUUUUGAGUUUUAUAAGGAAAGUUCCCGAGGAACAGCUCAGACAGUCAAGAGACUGUAUUUCACAUGAAUGUUAUUGUACUGCCAUCUCAUAUCUCCUUCAUUGGUAUCUUCACUUCAGAUAAGCACAUAUGCCUUCCAUGUAGUCAAAUCCAUAACCAAAUAUCUGGAGCUCUGGGAUCACACAACUCCUUAUACAGCACCACAUUUAGCCCACACUUUCUCUAAUUCAAAAUGCUGUGAUAAGGGAACACUUUGGCCACAAGAUUCAGCUCAGCAUAUUGAAGAUCCACUACAUUUUUUGAACAACUCUUACUGUUGACUUGACUAUUGAGUAAAGCAGGUUGAUGGAUUGCAUUUAAAUUUCUAACCUACCAUAAAUUUAGAUAAUAUUGUCAUUAAAAAAACACUCUCGUUGUCCAUAAUGUUGCCUCUGAAAUAGAACAGUUUCACCAUGCUUCAAGACUUUUAGUUUUUUUUCCAGAGCUGCUGAAGAAAAUAAUACCAUAAUUGGAGAAUCACUAACUGUCAAAAAUGUUUUCUGUAGGGUGCUCUUUGCUUGUCUGGGAGAUAGACGGUAGUGGUCUCAGUCUAUUUUCAGCAUAUCACAGAAGUUACAGCAUACAGUAGAAAAGCUGAUGUGAACAUGCAUUGAACUACUCUGUGCCAGGAGACCCCCAGGCAAAUUGAUUUGAGUUCUCUCCCCUUCAGUACAGUGAUAAUGAUGAUAUCGGCAACUAUAAGAUUUUUGUAAACAUUGCACAAACAGUGUGCAAACUUCUUUAAUUUAGUAUCAAACUAGAAUGAAAUGCUCACUGAAAUUAAAUUUAAGAUUUCAGUUUUGAACAGAAGUGUGUAGAGAGACUAUUGUGCUAGGCUAACACCUCUUCAGCUUAUUAAAGCCCAUUGAUUAGGACAGAAAAAAAAUCAACUCUGUUCUUUGUAACCUGACUUCUAUUUAUUUAAUGUGAAUUUAAUGGUGUGCUUUCCUCCUGCUGUUAAAACUGAAUCACUUUUAUUUAUCUGUUCUGUCAUCAUCUCUUUUUUCUACAAGAUGAUCGCAUGGAUUUGACAAACUGGGCCCUAGCCUGUGCUAGAAGAAAUUGGUUAGGAUAUUAAAUCCAAUUGUUUUCGUAUUAUAUUGUUUUUAAUGUUGCAAGCCGCUUUAAGUUUUUUUAAGAGAGGAAAGCAGAAUAUAAAUAAUAAUAACAAGGUAAUCAUUCUGUUAAUGGGUGAACACUAUUGUGUUUCAUUUUAUAUUUAUUUAUAAGACAUCUCAUGUAUAUGUCAAGGACAGGUGUGGGGGCCAAAAUUAUGGAUGUUCAUAUGACCCAUGGAUAAACUGGAGAUCAUUCCACCAUCAGGGACCAUCCACCAUUUCCCUGCUUAGAUAUUCAAAAAAGGCCAAAAGUGGCACAACUGCAGAGAGGUUAGAGGGAGUUUCUCAGGACAGACUAUGCUCUUGCCUUUUGCAACGCUGCUCAGAGAAGGAAUGGUUCCUUUCUUGAUAAGUGUUAAGGUAUAGGAAUCACAUUGGCCCAUGGAUAAGUCAGCUCAGUUUUUUAAAACUUUAUUUUUGAGUAAAAGUUCUAGACUUAUAUAUGGAUAUAUAGGGUAAGUAAUUUUAGCUGUACUGUACUCUCAUUUUAUAUUUGACAGGUGAUUUUUUUUCAAUUCUGCUUCUGAUGUAUUCUUUGUAUCUGUCUUUUAGAAUAGAGCUUAUUUUGUAUUCCCAAGGGCUUUGGCCUCCAUGGCAACUAGUUGACUUUUCAAAUGUUGAAACAAGGGAGUAAUAUAUUAAAAAAUUGUGGUACAGUUCUGACAAUGUAUCAUUUCUAAAAGUGAUGCAUUUUUAAAUGCAGUAUUUUCCAGUUAACAGCUUCAAGGGGAUCUUAAAAAUACCUUUAAUGCAUGUUAUCGAACAACUUUGCAAAAGUAGAGUAUCUUACUGUUUAAACUGGUACAGGGUAAUAUGACUCCCAAUUAAACUUGGUGAAAGUCCCAAUCUUAACCAUCUUGAAGGUACAAUUGUCCUUGUGCAGCCAGCAACCUUAAAAAAAAGAAUAAAAUAGAAUGGGUAGCUGCCAAUAAACUGAAGAAGAGAAGCCAGCAGAAUUAAUUAGAAGCAUAAAUAGUCACAUUCCUAGUUAUAAAUAAGCUGCUUCUGGAAGAAAUUCGUUAGUUGAACAUUGUGCACAUUUAUACUCAUUAUAGGACCUUGUCUAUUCUGAACAAAUUAAAAGCUAUUUUGUUGAAUUACAUCUUCCUAAAUCAUUUGGCACACAUUUCUAAAGCUUGGCUAAACAAAACAUUCCAUAAAACCAAAUUUGGUAAAUAGGUCUUGAGCUAGUGAAACAGGCAUUGAAAUGACCUACAUUUAAGUUUUGAAACAAAAGUUUUAUAAGACUCAAAAUACCUUGUAGAUUUUAGGACAGGAAACAGUCUAGUGCCUCUGCUGGAUUUUGAACAAUAAUGUAAUCCAUUUAAUCGUGGUGAUCUCUUCAGGCCUACACAAUAGUAGUUUGGCUUGAACCACUGUGUAUGUAUUAGUGCACAAAAUAUUUUACUAAUUCAAAGUUUCCCAGUUAAGUGCAUGAAUCUCACUCACUCAUAGAAGCAAGCAGAGCACCCCCAACUAUGAAGGUUGAUGAGUCUGCUUGUGACUAGAAUUGCUGUAUCAACCCAUAACCUUCUAAAACAAUGGGAUUAGUUAUGAAUACUAGCUGAAGUGUGAAUGUGAUUGCAUUUUUCACAUGGUGGUUUGCUGGUUCUGUGAUAGAAAACAAUAGCACUGUCAGAUAUGCAGUGUGGACAAAAAAUGUGAUACCUUUAAUUUAAUACAUAGCUGCUCAUUGCUUUAUUUAUAUAUAUGGUAUUUAUUUCUCGUGUCAGAAGCGAACUGAGGGUACAAGUUGUAAUGGAUUUGCAAACAUAGAGAUUUUUUAAGGAAUUUUUUUGGCAUUAAUACUAAAUGUCUUUUGCCCACUAGCUGGCCACUUGGGAGUACCUCUGGUAUUGCUGUUAGAAGGUCCACCAUUGUGCGUGUAGCAGGGCUCAGAAUACAUUGCAGUAGGUGGUGUGUGGUUUGCUCUUCUCCACAGUCACAUGUUGCGGACUCCACUUUGUAGCCCCAUUUCUUAAGGUUGGCUCUGCAUCUCAUGAUGCCAGAGCGCAAUCUGUUCAGCUCCUUCCAAGUUGCCCAGUCUUCUGUGUGCUCAGGGGGGAGUUUUUCGUUCAGCUUCAGCCACUGAUUAAGGUUCCAGGUUCUAGCCUGCCAUCUUUGGACUCUUGCUUGCUGAGAUGUUCCUGUAAGUAUAUCUGUAGAUCUUAGAAAGCAUUGGCGUGCUGGCUGAUAUCUGAACAGGGGAUGGCCCGGAGAUGUCAAUGCCUUGGUCCUUUCAUUGUUGGCUGCUACUUCCCAGCGGAUGUCAGGUGGUGCAAUGCCAGCUAAGCAGUAUAAUUUCUCCAGUGGUGUAGGAAGUAGACAUCCUGUGAUAAUGCAGCAUGUCUCAUUAAGAGCCACAUCCACUGUUUUAACAUGGUGAGAUGUAUUCCACACUGGGCAUGCGUCUUCAGCAGCACAGUAGGAAAGCACAAGGGCAGGUGUCUUCACUGUGACAGGUUAUGAUCCCCAGGUUGUGCCAGUCAGCUUUCGUAUGAUGUUAUUUCUAGCGCCCACUUUUUGCUUGAUAGUAAAACAGUGCUUUUUGUAAGUCAGAGCACAGUCCAGGGUAACUCCCAAGUAUUUUGGUGUGUUGCAAUGCUCCAGUGGGGUUCCUUCCCAGGUAGUCCUCAGAGCUCGAGAUGCUUGUCUGUUCUUAAGGUGGAAAGCACGCGUCUGUGUUUUAGAUGGAUUAGGGAUCAGUUGGUUUACCUUGUAAUAGGCAGUAAGAGCACCUAAGCUUUGGGAAGCUUCUGUUCAACCAUUUCAAAGCUCCCUGCUUGGGUGGUGAUGGCACGAUCAUCAGCAUAGAUGAAACUCUCUGUCCCUUCUGGCAGUGGAUGGUCAUUUGUGCAAAUGUUAAACAUUGAUGGAGCAAGCACGCUACCCUGAGGGAGGCCGUUCUUCUUUUUUCGCCAUCUGCUUCUUUGACCCUGGAAUUCAACCAAAAAAGCUCCUGUUUUGUAGCAGAUUUCCUAUGAAGCGGGUGUGGUAGUAGUCCUUUGUGAUAUUACACAUUUUUCCCAGGAGAAGGUGGUGGUUUACAGUGUCAUAAGCUGUUGACAGGUCUAUGAAGACAGCUCCUGUAAUCUGCUGCCUUUCAACCCCAUCUUCUAUGUGCUGAGUCAGAUUCAACACUUGUGAUGUGCAGCUUUUGCCUUUCCUGAAGCCAGCUUGCUCCAGAAUCAAACAUGGGUCUCCCCCCCCCCCCCCCCAUAAUUCUAUUCAAAAUAAGUCUCUUCAGAACUUUGUAGAGACAACAAGAAGAUUGAUCUGCAGUUUUUUGGGUCAUUACGGUCUUUUCCUAGUUUCAAGAUGGCUAUGACUUUUGCUUUCUGCCAGAUUUUGGGAAUCUGACAGGAUGCAAUGCAGUUGUUCAUCAUCUUCAGCAGCCAGCAGCUUGCUUUUGGGCCAAAGUUCUUAAUUUGUUCCAUCCGUAGAUCGUCCAGGUCAGCUGCUUUGCCAUUUUUACAUUUAUUGAGGGCCAUGUCCAAUUCAGUUGAUGUGAAAGGUUCAUGAAGGUGGUUGUUCUCAUUAUCUGGUUGUCUGACUAUUGGUUUCCUUCCUAAUUUGGCGGAGAGUUUGGGUUUCCCAUUCUUCAGAAGUUGAUGCGUAAUAUAUAUGGUAAAGGUGUAGUUUAAAAAUAAUAAAUUGAUAUAGAAUAUUAGAAUUCUGCAGUCAGAAUGCUUAGUUUGUAUAGUUAGACUUAAUGGCCUCCUCACUAAUUUUCCACCCUGUUUCUGCUUAGAUUUUCAUAUUGAAACACUCUGCAAUUAUUUGACUGAAAAUAUCUCAUUUAUCACUCACCCCAAAUAUUGCAGUAUUUUUGUGUUCCAUUUCUCACUUUCAAAAUUUUAGUUUCCCCAAUUCACAUUUCUGACAUUCCAUGUUCCAUGUUCCAUUAUACUGGCAUAUGUUGUGCAUCUUCAGAAUUUACUUUUGUCUUUUGCUUUAAAGGAACACACUGUCCCACCAGUACAGAAAUUGAAUACCAUAGUGGGCGGAGCUGGUGUAUUCUGGUAUUAAUUUUAAGUGUUUGUGUAUUUAUUUUACUGUGUUAUGAAUGAAAAUUUCUGUUUCUCUCUGGAGGAAAAAUGUUUGUCCAAUCCUUUGGCUUCCCUGAGUCACAUGGGAAGAAAUUGUUUUGGGCUGCACACUAUCGUAAAACUGAAGCCACGCAUGUGUACAAAUAGCAAGAAUGCACUGCGCCCGGCUGCUCUAUUCUUAGUACAGAAUACAUACUAUAAUUCUUUUUUACAAUUCAUGUUUUGCAGCAUUGCAGUAGAGUUCUCUUGCUCUUUAUUUUGUUUGUUAAUUUUAACAAUUUUUCAUUUGGCUGAACUGUUUGCAAUUAUAAUGCAAAUUAUAGCUACUACUUCAAUAUUUGUGGACAUAACAUACUCUGACUAUUCCAUUCUGUUCCAUUCUUGUCUACAAAGUUUGCACUUGAGAACUGCACGAUCAAAUUACAAAAAAAAAUCAUAAUGUUUUAGGUAACUUUACAGUUUUGUGUUGGGCCUCAUUCGAAGUCAUCCUGUGGUCCAUGGGAUGCAGAUUUACAAACCUGCUAUAAAUUAUAUCUUUGUAACAUCUUUACAUGCUAAAAUUGAUAGGCAGCCCCCCCUCCCUCCCAAUUUAUUAACUUUCACUUGGGCUCCCUUUAUCCAUUUGCAAAAUGCCUACCAAAGGGCUUUUGAUGUCUUUUUUUGGUGUUCAGUAGCACCACCAAAAUAUCAUUAAUAUUUGCAAUUUGUUUUGGUCACCAUACAUUUGCAAAGAUUUUGUAAUAGAGGUAUUAGAAUAAAUUUAUAAUGAUUUGGAAGACUGGGGAAGUAGAGUAAACUAAUAAUCUGUAGUCAAAUCAUGUUACGAUUUUAGCCGGAGCUCAUUUUUAGCUCUGAUUAAACAUUAACAAAUUCUCAUAAAUUGUUGUAUAUACAAGAAGAAAAUGAAUAGGUAACCUGAGUCAAUGUGUUAUCUACUCCUGGGUAGUUUCUACCAUUUUAAACUCUUGUUCUUGCUGCAUUUUGCUAUCAUGAGGAAAGCAGACAAUCAAAGUUGAAGCUGUGGAAUAGAAUUGAAAAUAGAACUGAAAAAUGUACUGAAGAGUAAUUUUGCUUUGAAAUGUUUUGCAAAUGUAGACAUUAAGUGUGAAAUGAAUGCAGCUAAUGACCAUAGCAGGAAGAGUUAUGCACCUGCUGAUCAGAGGAAUAUUAUUAUAAAUGAGGUUGAUUUUUACUGUUGACUACCUCAUUCUUUCUCAAUGUGGUCUCAUUAUUUUUCUAUCAUAUGUCUGACCCUUUAGAUGUGAAGACUCAAGCAUCAACAUAAUAAAAAUACAUUAACUUCUGUGGAGUUUUUCAGACAUUUUCUAAUUAUAUGAAACAUAUAAUUUUGUGUUUUUUCAAAAGACUACUGCGUUUUUCCUUGUGAAAAUAAAGAUUUAAUUUCCCAUACUUUGUAGCUUUUAAAAAUCAAAGCAGCCAUGCAACUACAGGUUAUAGUAAUUAAAUCAAUAUUCUUGGAAUUUAAAUUAUGAAGUAUGUUUCCAUGAACAGUACAUAUUUAUGGGGAAAGCAUGAUGCAAUGGAGUUUACCAUAUACAAUAUAUUCAAGUCUACAAUGAAAAAUUUUCAAUCAAAAAUCAACUCCAAAAAUCUAGGUUGACUUAUUCACAGAUCAAUGUAAGGUGCAGAAUUCACCACCAUGGGAAAAUGGAGGUAGUACUAGCUCUUUGGUGCUUCCCUACCAGGGCAUAUAGAGUAGAGGGGUUCAGUCCUUCUUUUAGGUUUUCCCAUAAUGGACUAAGCUUUUGCCACUCUACUUAGAGAAGGGAUGGUUGCUUUUUUAUAAGCAGUAUUAAUUCUUACCAAAAAAGGACCCCAUCCUCUUCCCCAAAUAGACUGGUGAAAGGCAGAGAACUUUUGAUUUAAUCUGUGGAUAAAUUGAGCGUCAUUCUGUGGGGCGGGGAACCCAGUGCUACUACCAUUUUCACACCUAGGCAUUCAAAAAGGCCAGAAGCUGACCCACAGUGGAUUAAGCAGAGAGAGCUAAUGUUUCUUUUAGGUUCUCCCAGGAUAAACUAAGAUUUUUGUCUUUUGUUGUUCUACUCAGAUAAAAAGAUGGUUCCUUUUUUGAAUAAAAGAUAAUGUACAGUAUAAAAAUUGAAAUACAGUACUCACAUUGAUCCGUGGAUAAGUUGACCCAGGUUUUUUUAGUUGUGUUGUCAAAGACUUUCAUGGCCGGGAUCACAGGGUUGUUGUAUGUUUUCCGGGCUGUAUGGCCAUGUUCCAGAAGUAUUCUCUCCUGACGUUUCACCCACAUCUAUGGCAGGCAUCCUCAGAGGUUGUGAGGUAUGGAGAAACUAAGUAAGGAAGGUUUAUAUAUAUAUCUGUGGAAAGUCCAGGGUGAGAGAAUAACUCUUUGUCAGUUUUGCCAGUGUGAAUGUUGCAGUUAAUCACUUUAAUUAGCAUUGAAUAGCCUCAUCUCCUGGCUUCUUCCUGCCUGGGGGCAUCCUUUGUUCAGAGUCGUUAGCUGCCCCUGGUUGAUUCAUGUCUGGAACUCCUCUGUUUUCAGAGUGUUGCUUCUUAUUUACUGUUCUGAUUUUUGAGUUUUUUAAUACUGGUCGCCAUAUUUUGUUCAUUUUCAUGGUUUCCUCCUUUCUGUUGAAGUUGUCCACAUGCUUGUGAUUUUUAGUUGAUUUUUCUAGACUUGGACACAUGUGUAGGUUACGUAUUUUCAAAAUUAUAUUAAUUGUGACAUGUUUUAUCCGUUUUACAUUAUUUCUUUGCAUUUUAAAUUAUUAAAUAGCUCAGCUCAGAUUUGUCUUACUGGAUUUUAUCCAUGUCAUCCUAAUAUAGGAUGAGAUGUAAGUGUUUUAAUACAUUUAAUAAAUGUUUGGAGGAGCCUCUGGUGGUGCAGCAGAUUAAACGACCGAGCUGCUGAACUUGCUGAUGAAAAGGAUAACUGAUUUAGGAAAUAUUAAAAGAAGAUUAUAUUUAUCAACGAUCCACAAGGAAUUGUCUGUAACACCUCUACAUGCAAAAAUACCUCUGUUUAUGAUCAAGCGCAAAAUUUGGUGCAAUCUGUGCAUUGACUUGGUAGCAUUCACCAGUGAGAUAUUCAAAGGAGCUGUUUUCCAGUCACUGGAUGGCAUUAUUAUUUCAGCUAACUGUAAGCUGCGAAAGAUCUUCACACUGAAGUCUAAUCCCCUGGACAGAUCUGAUGAAGUUCCUGGACCAAUAGAUACUAUUCCCCGAACCUGUCAGUUAAAUCCAGAUGUAUCACAAGUCACACAGCUAUUGAAUAUGAACAAGCUUCGUCAAACAGAACAAAAAUGUGGAGGUCAACUCUUAACCUCACCGGAAUUGGUAGACCAUCUAAUGAACAGAGGAUCAGCCACUGCAAGGAAUAGUAGGAAUCAAGAUAAAUCCCACAUUGCAUUUGGAUCAAAAGUCUUUGGUCCACCUCCACCUUCUGGUCGAAGAUUCAGCACAAGGGCAUCUGGGGAGGUGACCAAAUCUGCAAGCAUUAAAGCGAACAGAUCAUGCCAAGUGCCCGCUUUGGAAAAGGAAAAAGAACCAACACAAGUUAGUGGCAAGUCCAAACAGUCUCCCUGUCCACUUGAUGUAGCUGUAGAGCAAGGAAACAAAGAAAAUAUCCAGUACACAGAUCAAAUGUUGCUGGAUCAUGAUGAAUGGAUCUUCCCUAACAAGGAAAGUUCUCAUCUGGAUUCCAGCAGUCCACCACAAAUUGCUUGUGAAACAUCCUAUGGCUUCUUAACAUCACCACUGGAUGACAACCAAACUUGUGAAAACAAACAAGCGCCUCAAGUUGACCAGGAGGACAUUUUCACUUAUUCCUCAAAACCUAGAUCAGCACCUCAUGGGAAACCCCUAAAUCUUUCAUCAGACGAUUGCAGCUUUUCUGUUGAUUUAAAAGAAGAGAUCAAUGGGGUCUGGCGAGGUGCUCAAAUGGAGGAUGACUUCUUUGGAAAUGAGAGCAAUGAAGAGGAUGAUAGCUAUAAUGAAUUUAUGGAAGAGGACCAGACCAGCUCCUUUUUAUCAAGAUCAUCAGAACCGGUGAUUUCUGAAGAGAUUCCACUCAAAAUUGCUCCCCAAAGUCCCAACAACUGGGCAGAUGGAGGAUAUGCAAGACAUGCUGAUGGAAAAACAUUGUCACCAAGCAAAGAAGAUUCAAUUGCGAUGACAGAAAAGGCAGAUAACAUUCCAAAAAGCUUAUUACCAACUUGUUGCUUGUCCCCAAGAAGAAGCAUACCUGAGCCCAUUAAGGAAACAUCUGAAAUACCAAAGGAUUCAUCAGGUCCAUUGAGAACUUCCAGAAGUAGAAAAUCCUUGAAGGAAAUCCCACAGGAGAAUUCAAAUCCAAUAGGCCAAAUCCCUGAAUAUGACUGGAGGAACUACCAGUCAAGCAAUAUGAGUGCCUCUGAACUUCAAAUGUUGGCUAGUAUGAAAAGGCAACAAAAUGAAGAGCUGGAAGAUAAUCGACUUUCACAUGGGUUGAGUGCCUCUCAAAUCGGCAAUUGUAAUAUCAGCAUCAGCACAAGCAGUGACGAUACAACAACCUGGAAUUCAUGUCUCCCAGCGCCUGUCAACCAAGGGUGUCACUAUCAAAAAGAAAUGAACCCUCUUUCUCAAUCCAACCCAAGGGACUGGUUAAAUGUAUUCAGCCCUCCUAUAAUCUCUCCUAGCCAGCAAGUAGUGGUAGAAAAUGGUGGAACCAAGACAGAUAUGAGUAUUCAAGGAGAAGGUGACUUCGGGGCAGAAGAAGAUGAAGUUCUCACUCUCUUAUACGACCCGUGCCUAAACUGUUAUUUUGAUCCUGAAACUGGCAAGUACUAUGAGCUGGCAUAGUCAUUUGCAAGGGCAAGGAGCAUGACCCCCCUUCAAAACUCUUCCAGCCCUUGGGCCUUUGCAAAACACUCAUUUAAAACUAGAAUGUUCCCCCUAUUAUGUGCUCCAGUAUCCUGUUGCUCAAAAGUACGGCACUAUCUUACAGGGUUUUUUAAAAGACGUGUGAUGUUUUUUAAACAGGUUGCCCUUGCAGUCUUUUCUAGUUUGCAUACAUAUUUUCUGAGCCAGCUGAUGUUAUGUAAAAUAUGGAAUGUUCUUGUAUGUGAACAAAUUAUGCUGGAUCAAAAAAAUGUUUGCCUAGUUAAUCCGAACUACUGUGUGAUGAUUUUUCCCUACACGUACUUGUUCUUUCAUCUCCAAUAAUUUAAAUAGAUGUACUGCCAUCUUUGCAGUUCGGAAAAUACUGUCUGAUGUUCAAAGGGAAGUGUUCCAUGAACUGCCUUUUCUCUUCUUUAUUACUGAAUAAAGCAAUAUUUUUUUUCAAA